Periophthalmus magnuspinnatus is the source of this 1941-nucleotide messenger RNA. RefSeq names its product dopamine beta-hydroxylase (dopamine beta-monooxygenase) (gene dbh). NCBI's taxonomy places the organism in Eukaryota, Metazoa, Chordata, Actinopteri, Gobiiformes, Gobiidae. Gene Ontology annotation, cellular component: secretory granule membrane. Bases 9 to 1853 code for a protein of 614 amino acids. The record is from RefSeq and is a predicted model, not a curated record. Gene Ontology annotation, molecular function: dopamine beta-monooxygenase activity; copper ion binding. The transcript has 12 exons. Gene Ontology annotation, biological process: octopamine biosynthetic process; dopamine catabolic process; norepinephrine biosynthetic process.
AGACCACAAUGAGGAUUUUCAGCAGAAACUUUCGACUGCAAGAUAUUACCGUCAUGUACUUCACGGCUUUGGCCACUCUCAUGAUCAUCCUCGUGGCUUCUUAUCAAGCGCCCACUUCUGCAAUAGAUAUCUCCAGUCUCCAGUCUAACCAGGUCCUCCCGCCUCUGCCCAUGCCCUUCCGAGUGCUUCUGGAUCCUAAUGGAGAGCUGCAGCUGGCCUGGAACAUCAGCUACGAAAACCAAGAGGUGUAUAUGGAGGUGAGGGUGGCCAAGGUGCGCCAUGGGGUGGUUCUGGGUAUGUCCGACAGAGGCGAGCUGACCAAUGCAGACCUGGUGGUGCUCUGGGACAGUGGGACGAGAAACUACUUUGGGGAUGCUUGGAGUGACAGUGAGGGCCGCAUCUCCCUGGACUCUCAGCAGGAUUAUGACCUGGUCCGGGCCGAGCAGAGAGCAGACGGGUUCUACCUCCUGUUCAAGCGCCCAUUUGCCACAUGUGACCCCAGAGACUACCUUAUUGAGGAUGGGACAGUGCACUUUAUCUAUGGGUUCCUGGACAAACCACUGGCGUCUCUGGAGCAGUUGAACUUGUCCCGGAUACAGACCGGACUGCAGAGAGUGGUGGUGCUGCGCCCAGACACCCAGCCCCCCACCCUGCCUCCUGAUGUCAGGACCUUGGAUGUACUGUCCCCCAGUGUUAUCAUCCCCAGUCAGGAGACCACCUACUGGUGCUUUAUACAGAAGCUGCCUGAAAACAUGCCCUUGAACCACAUUGUGAUGUACGAGCCUAUGAUCACUAGAGGAAACGAAGCCAUUGUUCAUCAUAUCGAGGUGUUCGAGUGUGCUCCAGAGAUACAUGAGGUGCCUGACUACAGUGGUUCCUGCGAGGACAAAAUGAAGCCCAAAAAACUCAACUCCUGCCGACACGUACUGGCUGCAUGGGCCAUGGGAGCCGAGCCUUUCUACUACCCCCCGGACGCAGGCCUGCCCAUUGGUGGACCUAAGGGUUCCAGGUUUCUUCGCCUUGAAGUCCACUAUCACAACCCUCUCAUCAUCUCUGGUCGCAGAGACUCUUCAGGGAUCAGACUACACUACACUCCAAGUCUGAGGAAGUAUGAUGCUGGGAUCAUGGAGCUAGGGCUGGUCUACACCCCCAUCAUGGCUGUCCCACCCAGACAGCAAGCCUUUGACCUGAGCGGCUACUGCACCUCAAAAUGCACCGAGACCGCCUUACCUAAACAAGGGAUCUUCGUUUUUGCCUCUCAGCUGCACACACACUUAGCAGGACGUGCAAUCAGGACCGUCCUGAUUCGAGGAGGCAGAGAGGUGGAGGUGCUCUCACAGGAUCCACACUACAGUGCACAUUACCAGAUGAUCCGUAGUCUGAGGAAGAUGGUACAUGUCUUACCAGGAGACGUUCUCAUAACCAAGUGCACUUAUAACACAGAAGAUAGGACCAAGCCUACAGUGGGAGGAUUUGGUAUUAUGGACGAGAUGUGCGUCGACUACAUCCACUACUACCCUCGCACUCAGCUGGAACUGUGCAAAACCCAUGUGGACCCGGGGUAUCUGCAAAAGUACUUCAACUUCAUCAACAGGUUUCAUGGUGAUGACCACUGUGUGUGCGGAGAUGUUGGUGUAACAGAACAAUACGAGCAGUUGAAGUGGGACGCAUUCAGUGGAGAGGUGCUGGACUCCCUGUACAAAACAGCUCCCAUCUCAAUGCACUGCAACCAGUCCACUGCUCAGCUCUUUCCAGGAGAGUGGGAGAGGCAGCCUUUACCAGUUGUGACGUCUGCCCUUGAAAAGCCUCACUAUCCUUGUGAGGGCCGAGCUCCGCCCACUCCUGCACCCUAAGAGGAGCACCUGGGGAUGAUGGGAAACCCAGAGAAGUCAUGACCUGAAGGAGACUAUAUUUAUGACAAGAAUGUGCUUUUGCUUUACU